Messenger RNA from Talaromyces rugulosus, 372 nucleotides. RefSeq lists its product as uncharacterized. Lineage: Eukaryota; Fungi; Ascomycota; Eurotiomycetes; Eurotiales; Trichocomaceae. The record is from RefSeq and is a predicted model, not a curated record. Bases 1 to 372 code for a protein of 123 amino acids. The transcript is spliced from 3 exons.
AUGCAUUUCAAUCCGGUCACCGCUGUCUUUACCGCCACGGCCAUGGUCGCUUCGAUCCUCGCAGCCAGUAAUGACCUACAGAUCUUUAAGCAGGCCAUUGACGACAGCGACGUCGUGGCGGCUUCUAAAGCCUUGAUGUCUGCAGGCAAUUGCGAUAUAGCCGGAUGCAUCGAGAUUGUCGAAUCUAUCAUCGAACCUUGUGCCACUGCCAUCAGCGGUUCCGGCGAGGAUAUUGGAGACGACUUGAGUUGUGUAUCUGCCGUUUUGGAAGCCUUUGCGUCGUCUAAUGGUAGCAAUGCCUGUGUGACCUGUCUCCAGGAAGGCGUGGUGGAAAUUGAGAAGCUCCUUAACCAGACCCUGCCUUCCCAGUAG